Molecule: messenger RNA, 411 nt
Organism: Racocetra persica
Lineage: Eukaryota; Fungi; Glomeromycota; Glomeromycetes; Diversisporales; Gigasporaceae
Source: the annotation of a GenBank genome assembly
GAAAAAGGAAUUACUAUUAAAUUAAAUGCGGUCCAACUAUAUUAUCCACCAGAAAACCCCGAACCUUAUGUUUUUAAUUUGAUUGACACGCCGGGACAUGUGGAUUUUAUGUAUGAAGUAUCUCGCUCGUUGGCUGCUUGUGAAGGAGUAAUUCUAUUAGUAGAUGCCACCAAAGGAAUUCAAGCCCAAACCCUUGCCUACUACGAAAUUGCUAAAAAUCUUAAUUUAAAAAUCUUACCAGUAAUUAAUAAAAUUGAUUUGCCUCACACUCAAUUAGAGACUACCAAAAACCAACUUAUUGAACUUCUGCAUUGUCAAGAGAAUGAUAUCUGUUUAAUUUCAGCCAAAACCGGAAAAAAUGUUGAUGAACUAUUAGAAAAAAUUAUUUCUGACAUUCCAGCCCCACAAUAA